Messenger RNA from Ambispora gerdemannii, 507 nucleotides. The record is from the annotation of a GenBank genome assembly. NCBI's taxonomy places the organism in Eukaryota, Fungi, Glomeromycota, Glomeromycetes, Archaeosporales, Ambisporaceae.
AUGAGCAAUAUUUUGUUUUUGGAUGUUUUCAACAUUAACGAUAUGGAUCGUGAUGGCAAGAAGUUUGAUAGAGUAUCAAGAUUCGUAGCUCGAAGCGAAAACUAUGAAAUGGAACUAACACUCGACGUCAACAUUGAACUAUACCCACUCGACAUUGGUGAUCGAGUCUCAUUAUGUCUCGCUUCGUCCCUCGAAUCUAAUCCGUUGCCAACCGAGGUACCAAAGGCAAUAUCAAUGAGCGACUCGGAAGCCGAGCGUAAACGUAAAAAAGAACAAGAGGAAAAAGAACGCGACUCGUGGCAAGAGAAACGUCCGGACGAGGUUGACUUAUCCGACGAAUAUGAGUAUGUCAUGUUUGGCAAGGUUUACAAGUAUGAUGAUAAGAGUUCGAAGGGAGUUGGCGUCUACAUAUCUUUUGGUGGUCUUUUAAUGGCGCUCGAAGGUGAUCAUCGUCACAUCACCAAUAUUUAUGUCGGGCAAAAUUGCUAUCUACUCAUGAAGCGUUGA